UGAUGAAUAAACCAACUCUUGCUCGUUUACUUGGACUUUUCAGUCCUUGCACACCGGAGAGUUUUUCAAUUCCAUUUACUUCUCCGAUUCCUUCAUUUUUCAAAUCACUUUCCUAAGCGAAAUUGUUUUCCCACAUUCUCUUCUCCCUAAAUUUUCUUUCUUUCUCGUUUUCCAAGUUCGGAAUCUCAAUCAGACUAUGUCUCAUGUCUGAUCAUUGCAAUUCUUGCGCUUGAUUUCGAAUCGACCUUCAAAUUUUAGGGUUUUAGAUCUUAAAUCGGGAUCUGUGACUUCAGUUCCGAUUUCCUGGUUUUCACUAAUGGAGAAGACCAAUUCGUUUAAGUAUCAGACGCAAGAAACCAAUUCGCAGCAUCCAUGGACUGGAGAUUUUGGAUUCGGUGCAAAUGAUCGUAGGUACACUUAUUGGCGGCAGUCUUCAUUUCAUCAGCAAUCUGGAGAGCCACACACUCCGAUUUCUGUUAUUUCGGAUGAUACGGCAAGGCCUCUGCUUUCGCGCACUGUUUCGAGUAUAGACGUCCCGCCGGAGAUUUUCUCCGACGACUACGAAAGGGAAAGCACUUACGAGGAGGCAAAAGACUCCAUGAAAGAGAAGAAGACAUUAUCAGUUUUGUAUUCGGUGAUAUCGAUAUUUAGAGUUGCAAGGUCCGGGAAUAGGCAAAUGAAGAGGCUUUUUAUGAUGAUUUCGCUCAAUGUUGCGUAUUCUACUGCGGAAUUGGGAAUUGGGCUCUUCACGGGGCGUGUUGGUUUGGUAUCUGAUGCAUUUCAUCUGACAUUUGGUUGUGGUCUCUUAACGUUUUCUUUAUUUGCCAUGGCUGCUUCUCGGGGAAAGCCUGAUCGUGUGUACACUUACGGGUACAAAAGGCUUGAAGUUUUGGCUGCUUUCACUAAUGCUCUGUUUCUUUUGUUCAUGUCUUUUUCAUUAGCAGUGGAGGCACUUCAUGCAUUCAUACAAGAAGAAUCUGAGCACAAGCAUUAUUUGAUUGUUUCAGCAGUUACAAAUUUAUUCGUAAAUCUUAUUGGUGUUUGGUACUUCAGGAACUAUGCUCGUGUUAAUCUUGUCUACAGAAAAGCAGAAGAUAUGAAUUACCACUCAGUUUGCUUGCAUGUCCUUGCUGAUUCCAUUCGUAGUGCAGGUUUGAUAUUGGCAUCCUGGUUUCUGUCCCUCGGGGUUGAGAAUGCUGAAGUCUUAUGUUUGGGACUAGUUUCAGUUGCAGUUUUUAUGCUUGUCAUGCCACUCUUUAAAUCUACUGCUGGCGUCUUACUUCAAAUGGCUCCACCUAGCAUUCAUUCUUCAGCAUUGAACAAAUGCCUAAGACAGGUGAGAUGCAAGUUACUGCUCGUGAAGAUGUUAGUGAAGUGUCUCAAGCUCGUUUCUGGGAAUUGGUGCCUGGUCAUGUUGUUGGUUCACUUUCAGUUCAGGUGAAGAAAGGGAUGGAUGAUCGACCAACAUUGCAGUUUUUGCAUGGUUUAUAUCAUGAUUUGGGCAUACAGGAUCUUACAGUGCAGACUAAUUAUGAUGAUUAAGGCCCCCCAUUUUUGUAUGAGUCGCUAAGAACAAGCUUUAGAUUGAUUGAAAUCCAUCAUUUGGAAUUUUUUAUUUUUAUUUUUUUAAAAUCUUCCAUUAGAAAGAGGGCUAUUACCGAUAUUUUAACUCUGUUCUAAUUCAAUAAUCAUGAUUCGAUUUGAAUUUUCCGAAGAA
Manihot esculenta (cassava) is the source of this 1717-nucleotide messenger RNA. Its product is annotated as metal tolerance protein C2. Gene Ontology annotation, biological process: transmembrane transport; zinc ion transport; intracellular zinc ion homeostasis. The record is from RefSeq and is a predicted model, not a curated record. Lineage: Eukaryota; Viridiplantae; Streptophyta; Magnoliopsida; Malpighiales; Euphorbiaceae. The coding region runs from base 317 to 1441 and encodes 374 amino acids. Gene Ontology annotation, cellular component: Golgi apparatus; membrane. Gene Ontology annotation, molecular function: zinc ion transmembrane transporter activity. The transcript has 10 exons.